GAGGCAGAGAGGAGAAAGAGACAGAGGUGACCGGACUGAGCUUAAGAAGUAGUGCGGUUACAAUGAUGGUGAUGAUGCGCAGAUAGAGGAGAGGCGCAAAGGGAAUCCACCGCAGGAUCCGUGCGCCUUCUCCAGGUUUCGAGGGGUCCGGUGGGGGCGCUCAGAAAGCGCGAGAGAGAUUUAACGACAGUGAAACAUAGCCUACAGCCCGAAACGACGUGCCAUGGAGGAGCUAUACGAGAUGGACUGCACGGUGCUGAAGCGGCUCCUGAAGGACGACAGUGCCAAGUGCCUGCUGCUGGACUGUCGCUCAUUCCUCGCCUACAGUGCGGGACACAUACGGGGCGCCGUCAACGCCCGCUGCAACACUAUUGUCCGCCGCAGAGCAAAGGGAGCCGUGCUGAGCCUGGACCAAAUACUGGCCGGGGAUGAAGAGGUCAGGGUCCGUCUUCGUUCCGGGAUGUACUCCGCCGCAGUGCUGUACGACGAGAGGACGCCGGACUCGGAGACGGUGAAGGAGGACAGCACCUUAACGCUGGUGCUCCACGCGCUGUGCAGGGACUCCUCCGGCAUGCGCAUAUACCUGCUCAAAGGGGGAUAUGACAGAUUUUUCACAGAGUAUCCAGAGUUUUGUUUAAAGGCCAAAUCCUUACCAUCCCUCACCAGCCAGUCGAGCAUCGACUCUGCUUGCUCGUCCUGUGGAACGCCGCACAACGACCAGGGCGGCCCGGUUGAGAUCCUCCCUUUCCUUUACCUCGGCAGCGCCCUUCAUGCCUCAAAGAAGGAGGUUUUGGACAGCAUAGGGAUCUCUGCCUUGCUGAACGUGUCGGCUGACUGUCCCAACCACUUCGAGGGGGCUUACCAGUACAAAUGUAUCCCUGUGGAGGACAACCACAAGGAAGACAUCAGCUCCUGGUUCCUGGAGGCUAUCGAGUUCAUAGAUUCAGUACGGGACUCAAGCGGGCGAGUGCUGGUGCACUGUCAAGCAGGAAUCUCCCGCUCUGCCACCAUCUGCCUGGCCUACCUGAUGAAGAGGAAGCGGGUACGUUUAGACGAAGCAUUCGAGUUUGUACGGCGGCGCCGCAGCAUCAUCUCCCCCAAUUUCAGCUUCAUGGGCCAACUCCUGCAGUUCGAGUCGCAGCUCCUCGCCACCUCGUGUGCCGCCGAAGCGGCCGCCACGGCAAGCCCGCUGCUUGGACCCAAGACUACGACGACCGCCGCCUCAACGGCAGUCACGCCCACCUCUCCGUUCAUUUUCAACUUCCCGGUUUCUGUUGUGAACCCUGCCUACCUGCACCACAGCCCCAUCACAACCUCCCCUGGCUGCUGAUAGACAGCCAAUUAAAGCCUUCACUCAAUACGAAGUGAGCACAGACUGGGCUGCCAUUGGAUGGAGAGAGCUGUCAGUCUUACUGACCACUGCAGUAUGCUUCAGAGCGCGGAGGUGAGAAGCGUCAUGGUGCCUGAUUCAGAACUCAGAGAGUGAAAACGGUUUUUACGGUUUAAAAACCAGCCAACGCUCCUUUCAUUUCGACACGACGUUUAUUCCACUCGACCAAAAAUGAACUGGUUUUUGUGUUCAGAUGGAGUGUUGGACUGAUGUUUACUCGAGAUACAAACUCUUCCUUGGAAAAAACUAAUAAACAAACAAACAAACAAAAAAAAAAUCACGUCGACAGAGGCACAAUGACACACAAACCCUGACACAGAGAGGCAUGAACAGCAGCAAAACUGUCUUUCUCUCUCUUUUUCUGCCUCUCUCUCUGUCUCUCCCACACACACACGCACACGCACGUACACGCACGCACAUUCAUGACUGCCAACUGAAUAAGCUCAGUAUGAAGACAGGGUCUGUUGCCAUGGAGAUGACAGGUCUUUAGGAGAGGAGAUGGACACAGGAAGGAAGGAAGAAUUUUAAGCACUCGCUCUUUCCCACUUUGGGUGUCCCUCCUCCUGCCAGACAAAAGAGAUAGAUGAAAAAAACCGAGGGGAGGAGACGGUGAUAGAAAGCAGGAGCCUCUUUAGUGACAGGUGCUCUGCCGGCCUUCCGACCGGAGCUUCCUGUCUUUCAUACGUCCUCUUCCUCUCUCUGUCACCCCCCACACACACACACACACCUUCCUCUCCUUUCCUUUUCAUCCUUUUUUAUUGCCCGCUCCUUCCAUCCUUCUGCUCUCUCAUCUCUGCCUCUUCUGUCUGCCCUUUAACACUGGAGAGGCUAAAUAAAAAUAAUAAGAUGCCAAAUAAAUUAAAGGUCAGGGCCUAUGUAAAUGGACUGGGGAAACCCCUCCACAGGCCCCAGAUACACACUUUUUUGGGACAUUUUGUGGCAACAUCUUCCAAAUUUCGUAGAGUCAACUCUAAGAGGGCAGAUUUUAGAGCACAGUGGCUUUGGAAGACACCCACUUAAAGGGCCAUGCUGGUGGUUUUGUAUUUUUAAUCCAAUCAUUAGUUGUGAAUUUUUUACUCUUAAUAAUUUUCCAAAGCAUACUUAAGGCAUUGACUUCAAAUCUUCUUAGCAUUUUUCUAUAGCACACUGAAAUGAAUAGGGAAGUUGUCAUUUGUUUAUAUACAAUGGGCUAAAAUGUGCAUCAGCACCAAAUGGCCCUUUGAGGUGUUUGUGCCUUGUAUCCCAUGGAUUUGCCAGUGGAGCAUUGUUUUGUGUUAAUGGAUUGCCGAAUGUUGUCAUUUCAGCACUUUUAUGCCACAACGUUGAAAGAGCAAAACCGUCUCUGUUCGUCCUUUGCCAGACUCAAAACAAACACACACAUGAAAAUACAGAAGUAGGUUUACAUCUGCAGAUCUCCAGUAAAGGAGUUGGUUAGAGUUCCCAAGCCACAAAAACAUGCAGACAGCCAAUACUUGAAUGGACAUUUAGACAAUGGGAGAAUUUUUAAAGCGAGGACAUUAAAACACGGGUGCUUUUUAACUCACAAUCGGAGUUCCUCAUGAGUAGAGUCCAGGUUAAAAAAGAAUCAAAGUCACUGAUUCAGUUUGAUAUAUUUUUUUUAAAUUAACAUAGAAUGAAGUAAUGGAGGCAAAAGCAAUCAGUGAUGUCAUAAUCCACAAAUGAGAAGGUGUGCUUAACAUACAGCUGGUCCAACAUAACCAUCACUGUAAUGCAAUACUUAAAAUCCAUCCAAGAAUAACUAUAGUAGUGACCUUUUUUGGAUGUCACACUACAACAUAAUUUUAGAUCUUUAUAAUAUCACAAUUUGAAAUAAUGUUUGUAUUAUGUAUACUUCUGACCAGGCUGAGCUCUACACUGUGCUAGACAUGCAAAGGCAAAAAAAAAAAAAAAAAAAAAUCCAACCACAGUUACUGUUGAUGAUCCUGAUGAUUUUAACCUGUCCUGACACACACACACACACACACACACACACACACACACACACACACACACACACACACACACACACA
Molecule: messenger RNA, 3420 nt
Organism: Archocentrus centrarchus (flier cichlid)
Lineage: Eukaryota; Metazoa; Chordata; Actinopteri; Cichliformes; Cichlidae
Gene: dusp4
Product: dual specificity phosphatase 4
Exons: 4
Coding region: 224-1330 (368 amino acids)
Biological process (GO): protein dephosphorylation; negative regulation of MAPK cascade; endoderm formation
Cellular component (GO): cytoplasm; nucleus
Molecular function (GO): MAP kinase tyrosine/serine/threonine phosphatase activity
Source: RefSeq, a predicted model, not a curated record